ACACCAUCUACGUCGAGCUGUGGUUUGCUGAAAGAGCUGCCUGGACCAUCGCACGUAUGGCGAGUCACACAUGAGAAGGGCAAGGCCCAGACGAUAGCACAUCCUAUUACUGUCCAAGCCGAUCACAACGAUCCCGAAGGCGACACGAGGCCAUAUCACUCGCCAUGGCGCGCUUCUUUCCCACUCUCACCGCUACACGACUCCAGGCCACGACAUACCUGCUCGGCAUCGCGCUGUUCAGCAUCUCGUUUCUCGUCUUCCUCAACAGCAGUAUCUCCUUCGUUGUCACCGAAGUCAUCGGGCAGAAAGAGCGCGUGGGGGAUGCCGUGGGUACGCUCGGCUUCGCAGACGAGUUACUCGCACUGGUCGCAUGUCCGGCAUGGGGCCUCUUAAGCGAUCGCAUUGGCGUGCGGAAUGUGGCAGUGAUCGGAUAUUGUAUUGUGGCGUUUUCGUUGGUCUGCCUUGUGCAGAGCACCAAUGUCUACCCCGAGCUUCUGCUGGGCAGGCUAGGGUUUAGUUUCGGCGGAGCUGCUUGCAGCACUAUGGUCACUGCUGUCUUGCCGACCAUGAUUGCCGAUCGACGAAGAGCAGAAGCAGAGGACCAAGAGACGAUCAUACCCAACAACCAUCUGGCUAGUGUGCAAGAAGAAGAGCGCGUCCGCAACGGCAGUGUGGGCCAUGCGGCUUCCCCCAGCAUAAACAGUGAGCUCACGAUAACACCAGCGAGCUUUGCGUCGCAUGGUCAGCAGCGGGUCGAACCUAACAAGAACGUUCGUGGGCAUCAUGCUGAAGAUGACGAGAAUGCUGCGAGCUCCGCUGGCACUUCGCAACUCGCGGGCCUCGUAGGGUUCUUCACAGGAGCUGGUGCAUUGGUAGCCCUGGCCAUCUUUCUACCUCUGCCGGCUCACCUCCAGAACGAAGGUUUUGGUCAAGCCGAAAGCGUGCAAGUCAGUUUCUACAUCGUUGCGCUGGUGGCUCUGUGUGUGGCCGUAUUCAUUUUUGUGGGUCUUCGGAACUUGCCUGGCGAAGAGAAGAAGAACAUGGCGGCCCUCUUGCAACCUCCCUACGAUGAGACAACAACUGUAGGCGUGGAUGGCAAUCCGCAUAUCAUAUUGUCGCCAGCGCCAUCGUAUUUCUCACUGGCUAAAGAGUCAUUCAAGCUUGGUUUCACAGAUCCGGCCAUCGGCCUCGGCUACCUCGGGGGCUUCGUGGCAAGGGCUUCGUCAGUUGGUAUCAGCCUUUUCAUCCCGCUAUUUGUGAAUGCAUAUUUCGUGCGUAACGGGUUGUGUGUCUCCAACCCUGACAACCUGACAGACAUCAAGAAAAAUUGUCAGCGUGCCUACAAGCUUGCUGCGGCACUCACUGGAAUUGGAGAACUGGCAGCUCUCAUUUGUGCACCUCUCUUUGGCUGGAUUGGUGGACGCGCGGCCAACAGUCGGUCAGAGUGGCCGUUACUCGUUGCUUCAGUGGUUGGCGUGGUGGGUUAUGUGAGUUUCGGCCUUCUGAGAAAUCCGGACGCGUUUCACGGCGAUGGCGGCCAAUGGGCAUUUCUCUCGGUCAUUUUGGUUGGCAUCAGCCAGAUCGGAGCAAUCGUCUGCUCUCUUGCUCUGCUUGGGAGAGGUGUGAACCAAGCCGCGGUCACUCGCAAUACAUCAGUCGCAGCUGCACCUCAGCAUGGAGAGCAACAAUCAGAAGAGGAAGGAGCUCCCUUGCUCCGAAGGACGUCGCGCGCCCCUGCACAAGGUAUUGACAGAUCGAGGCUGUCUGGAAGUAUUGCGGGCAUGUACAGCUUCGCGGGAGGUGCUGGCAUUCUCAUAUUGACAAAAGCUGGCGGCGCCUUAUUCGACUCGUGGCACACUGGAGCGCCAUUCUUUCUCAUGGCUAUCUUCAAUGGCGUGUUAGCGAUUGCCAUCAUUGUAAUCGGAGGUGGCUCACUAGUGUUACGCAAGCACAAGGUAGAUAUUCCUCCCUCGGGAUGAGAAUGUAAUGUAAAUCGCUAUUGAUGUCC
Molecule: messenger RNA, 2008 nt
Organism: Cercospora beticola
Lineage: Eukaryota; Fungi; Ascomycota; Dothideomycetes; Mycosphaerellales; Mycosphaerellaceae
Biological process (GO): transmembrane transport
Molecular function (GO): transmembrane transporter activity
Source: RefSeq, a predicted model, not a curated record